CCUCCGGUGCCUCAGCAAAACCCUUCCGGGUGGGGGCGGCCCUGGCGGGCGGGUCUCGCGCCUGAGGCCGCGACAGUAGGAGCGCGGCGGUGAAGGAGCGCAGCGGCGCUAGGGCCGCGCCGGGCACUGACGGGGGUCUCGCUCCCCCCAGGACGGCGCGGGAGCAGUGGGGCCUCGCCCUUCACCUGAGGCGGGACGGGGCUAUGCGAGGGCCGCGGUGCCGCCUGCCCUAGGCCCGGGCCCGGCGGGGAGCGGCGAGCGGGGCCCGAUGCGGGAGUACAAGGUGGUAGUGUUGGGCAGCGGGGGCGUGGGGAAGUCCGCCCUGACAGUGCAGUUCGUCACCGGGACCUUCAUCGAGAAGUACGACCCCACCAUUGAGGACUUCUACCGCAAGGAGAUCGAGGUGGACUCGUCCCCCUCGGUGCUGGAGAUCCUGGACACGGCGGGCACCGAGCAGUUUGCCUCCAUGCGCGACCUCUACAUCAAGAACGGGCAGGGAUUCAUCCUCGUCUACAGCCUAGUCAACCAGCAGUCCUUCCAGGACAUCAAGCCGAUGAGGGACCAGAUUGUCCGGGUGAAGAGAUACGAGAAAGUUCCUCUGAUCCUAGUGGGGAAUAAAGUGGAUCUGGAGUCGGAGAGGGAAGUCUUAUCUGCAGAAGGCAGAGCCCUGGCUCAAGAGUGGGGCUGUCCCUUCAUGGAGACAUCAGCCAAGAGCAAAACAAUGGUGGAUGAACUGUUUGCUGAGAUUGUCAGGCAAAUGAACUAUGCCUCCCUGCCUGAAAAACAAGAUCAGUGUUGUACAACUUGCAUCGUCCAGUGAGAGAAAUUAAGAAAAACCUCAACCAUGGCCAUACAGAGCAGAUAAAACUUAGAGGAAACUUGCACAGAUGCUGCUUAGAAGAACUUUCAGCCCAGGUUGCAGAGCUGAGCCUUGGUAAACCUGUCUCUAUUACAGCACAUUGUCAUACAUCUAAGUGUAUAAGGUUGGUGGCCUCCAGGAUCCGCACCCCUUAAUGAGAAUGCUUAGCAUGUUUACCAUAAGUUUUAAAAUCUGUUCUUUAUCUAUCAGUUCUUUUUUUAGCUUUCUAAGUUCAUAUAUAUGCAAGAGUUCAUUUUUAAUAUUUUGAUUUCUUUAAUCAACUCUGAACUUGUAUUUAUUAAAUAUUAAACUCAGUAUUACCUACUCAAUGCCUUUUAAAAUAAGAGAGUUUUAAUGGAGAAUAAAUUGAGCCUUAAACAAAUGGUUACUUCUGUAUAUUACCUCACAUCAGUGCUUAUUUCUCUUUGCAAGGUUUUCUCCUACAAUGUAGUUGGUCAUUCUUUGAGACUUUUUGUUUACGUGUGACAGUGUCAUGGAAAGAUACUGAAGGCACCUCUGUUGUAUGGAUGUAGUAUCCCUUUUCUUAGCAAAUGCAGCUGUGACAAUGUGUUUGUAACCAGUCCAAUUUGACAGUAGGGAUUACUUGGAAUGGGAUAUAAAGUCUCCAGCUGAUGUUUCUCGCAAUCUUGGGUUUCUUAAUUGAAUGUGACAAUUGUAGCAUUGAAAAACAGCAGCACACUUUUCCUUCUACCGAGUUUCUGAACUUGCGUGUUUACAAAGUGCUUCUUUAUGCCUUUGAAAAGGGAUAAUGUAUCCUUCAAAAUGGGCUCUAUGCCUACUCUGUCAGCUCAGCUUUGCCUGGCACAGUAAGACAUUUAGUAGACCUCUGCAUAUGUAAAUCUAAUGCAAAUAAGAUCACUUUACAUUUUAUAGUUCCUAAUAUUUGUCUUUCUGAAUAAUAUUUUUAAGCAAUAUUUGUUGAAGUUUUUCUUGCACUGUCAAAAAUUGCUUUUUAGUUUUUUUUCCCCAGUAAACAAGUUUAAUAUUAGAGACAAGCUGGUGUAACAAGGGUAAAAGCACCAGGUUUCAGUGAUACUAACUGCAAGCGUGCUUUAAACAGCCAUUGCCUUCCUUAUUGUUUACCUAAUCAACAUUUUCUCUGAAUACUUGAAAAUUUUAACAAUAACACAGGUAUAAAGAGCAGAAUGAAAAUGUACAAAGAACAGUAAAAAAAUCUUUUUGUUCACCUUUAUUAACGUGUUGCAUACAUGAGAGCUUUUUCUAGCAGUGGUUUAAAAUGUGUAAUUUUUUUGCAGAAAUUUAACUGCAGCUAACCUACUGCACCAAAGUUCUAGGUUUUUAGGAGCCCAGCUUUAGUCAUUUGAACAUGCUUCUAGAAAUGUACAUUCUUUCCCUGUAAUAGCUAAAUAUCUAUGAGAAAAGCUCCAGUAAAAGCAGUGAUGGAUAUAUGAGGUUAAGCAGUUGAAAACUGACAAAUUGUAUUGUGGAUGAUGGCAUUUAAAACAAUAAAAGAUCACCAGUACAGUAUCUCAAUAUUAAUGUGUUUUAUUGGUAAUAAUGCAGGCUGACUUUACAAUAUUAGCAGAAAUAAAGAUUCUGUGUCUACAUUCAGUGUUGAAUUUGAAUCCUGAAAAGGACACUAGGAUUUCUGCCUGGUUAUUGAAACACCUGAUUCUUUUUAUGUAGGAUUACUUGAAAUAUUUUUUCCUGUUUGUACAAACUUUAUAAACAGGCUGAGGCUAAUACUUAGGUUUGCACUUUAAUAUCAGAAUUAAACCAAACCUUGUAUUCAAAGUAGAUUUUUUAAAGUGAUGGUUGUUUAUCUUUUUUGUAGGUUGUAAGGAAGUAAUAGGAUAGGAAAGUAAUUCAUAAAGGUCCUAGGGUUUUUUUGUCUAAGAAGGAAAAAGUUGGUUGAUAUUGAUCAGUGGUUCAUUCCUAUAGGUAGUUUUCAAAGCAGUGUUCAUUUUCAUUGACCUCAGCAAGAAAAAAGAAAAAAAACCCCACAAAAAACCAAACAGAUAAAAAAAACCUUUAAACUUGAACCAGCUUAGAGUGACAGGACUGGGAAAAUGAGAGAUGGUUUUUCAGCACACUUUGGGGGGAAAAAGGGACCAAAAGUUUAUUUAGGCUUCCUCAAUAGUUUGCAUGUGAAGUUGCUUAUUAGAGUAAGAGGCUAAUAAUAAAUGCAGUAUGUAUUGUCUUUACUAAAGCAUCUGUUUAGGAGUUGUUCAAAUCACUGCAGUAGGGCUCUACAAAUAAAAAUGUAACCUAACAGCUUGUAUCUAAUGUACUGUAUUUUUAUCAGUGAUAGGUGAAAUCUGGAAUAGCAAGUGCAAAAAUGGAACAAUUACCUAUAAUGCUUUGUAAAAAGUUUUUUCCAGUAGAAUUCAUUCUUGUCAUUUUGUAAGACAACCCUACAAUCCACUUGUUUGUAACUUUUUUAAUAAAAUAGAUAGCUGUAUUACCAAA
Prinia subflava (tawny-flanked prinia) is the source of this 3310-nucleotide messenger RNA. RefSeq names its product ras-related protein Rap-2c. The record is from RefSeq and is a predicted model, not a curated record. Gene Ontology annotation, biological process: negative regulation of cell migration; Rap protein signal transduction. Lineage: Eukaryota; Metazoa; Chordata; Aves; Passeriformes; Cisticolidae. Bases 269 to 820 code for a protein of 183 amino acids. Gene Ontology annotation, molecular function: GTPase activity; GDP binding; GTP binding. Gene Ontology annotation, cellular component: plasma membrane. The transcript has 3 exons.